This is a messenger RNA of Copidosoma floridanum, 1953 nucleotides long. RefSeq names its product rho guanine nucleotide exchange factor 39-like. The record is from RefSeq and is a predicted model, not a curated record. Lineage: Eukaryota; Metazoa; Arthropoda; Insecta; Hymenoptera; Encyrtidae. Gene Ontology annotation, molecular function: guanyl-nucleotide exchange factor activity. Gene Ontology annotation, cellular component: cytoplasm. Gene Ontology annotation, biological process: intracellular signal transduction.
UUUUUAACUCAUAAAUUAUAUAAAAAUAACGUGCGUUAAAGUCUUGUUCGAAUUAUAUUCAUGGAAAAGUGUGUAACUAAAGUAGCUGUGAAAACCGAAAUUUCGGAGUGAGUGUCUGCUGCAGCGUAUACACCAAUGAAAUCCGUUUGAAUGAUAAUGGUGAAAAUUCAUUUAAAUGUGUCUGUUAAAUAGUUUCUACUUCGGUUGAACCAAGAAAAAACAACGCUGCUACUUUAAGGACUCUCCACCGAAGUGAUAAUGGAUUCUCCAAGAACUCCUAAGGCCUCUUCUUUGAGUGCUGAACUGAAAGACAUUAUCGACAAGAGAAAUAUGUUAACCACGCGUUCGAGAAUGAAAGUACUAAGUGCAUUGGAUGACAUCACUCGUCAAUACAUAGAAGAGAAAGAGCAAAGUUUGAGAGCUCAAACGAUCCAAGAGAUCUUGACCUCCGAAGUUGCCUAUUUACGUCAGUUAGAAAUUAUCAAGGAGUAUUUCAUGACACCACUGCUUAAAAGAAGACUAUUAAGCCAAUCCUCGUACACAACAUUAUUUGAAAAUAUUGAAACCUUGUACAACGUAAAUGGAGAGCUGUUAAACGAACUGAGGCAGAAUCCGGAGAACGUAGCUCAAGCGUUUCGCAAGUUAGCUCCUUUUUUCAAACUGUACUCGGUGUAUGCUUACAACUACAAACGCGCGUUAGUAUUACUACAGGAAAUACAACAAAACGACCUGACCACUAUGGAGUUCAUAUCGAGUCAAGAAACCAGGCCAGAAGUUAACAGUAAACUCUCUUCUUUGCUAAUAGCACCGAUUCAAAGAGUACCUCGAUAUAGGCUACUUUUAAAGGAAGUAUUACGACACACAACACCUAGGCAAAAAGAUUACAACGAUUUACAAGCUUCUCUGGUAGAGAUCGAGAAAGUCGCUUCUCACAUCAACGCCCUCGUAGCGGAGUACGAAGACGCCCAAAAGUUGCUCGAGCUGCAGAAACACAUAUCCGGUCGGAUCAACCUCAUAAAACCAGGUCGUAAGCUCAUUCGGCAGGGGCCUCUCAUGCGAGUCUCCCGGCGUGGUAACUCGUCCUUCCGCCGUCAUUUCAUUCUCCUCAGCGACACUCUGCUCUACUGCAAGGGCAGUCCUGAAGAUUCGCUCACGGUCUGCUGUCUUUUACCGCUGAACAAGUGCAAAGUCGAGCGAGUACUCAGCAAUGGACUCUUCAAGGUUGUCUGUAUGCACGAGACGCUGCUAGUGUAUUCCGAAACAGGAGAUAGCGAGGCAUGGAUCGAAGACUUGCAAGGGGCCGUGAAAAAGUAUAUUGAAUGCAGACAGACUUUACGGAAAGAUAGCAGUUCUCGAGUCCCCAUGAGAAAAGCAAAACAAUUCCAAACCGAGAACAAUAUAAAACAACGACGUAGAGGAAAAAGGCCCUUAUCCUCGUGCGAUCCAGCAACUGAGAGUAACAAUUCCGACAUAAUUUAUAUAAACAGAGAUACGGAGUCUGAGGGCACAUCAGGAGGCUCAAAUUUUUUUCAGGCUUUGAAACGGUAUAAAAAGUCGUCAUCGAAUGAGCUUGAAUGUACUGUGAAUGGAAAACUUAAAAAUUGGAUUGACACUGCGGAGAAAAAGACUGGAUCAAUGGAAAAUUUGAACACUUUCUUUCAUCAAACAAAAAGGCAUGAAAAACAUCAAUGCCAGAAUGAUUCAACGGGUGAAAAUAAUAGGAUGGUUAGCAAAGAGAACAGGAGGGUUACCGUUAACGAGUCGGAUAACUCUGAGAAUAUGCCAUUGUUAUCUUUAAAAACUGUCAGUCACAUUUUUACAAAAAUAGGAAAUACAUUUAAAGAACUUUUCAACCGCAUCUGAACUGUAUAAUUUCAAUGUAAUAAUAUAUUUAAAUGGCAUUUAGUUCAUUUAUAGGGACCAUUAUUGUAAUUCAAUAAAAAUCAUCUUUCG